Molecule: messenger RNA, 1422 nt
Organism: Metarhizium album ARSEF 1941
Lineage: Eukaryota; Fungi; Ascomycota; Sordariomycetes; Hypocreales; Clavicipitaceae
Product: pentatricopeptide repeat containing protein
Exons: 1
Coding region: 1-1422 (473 amino acids)
Molecular function (GO): protein binding
Source: RefSeq, a predicted model, not a curated record
AUGUCCUUUAUCGGAGAGAGACGGGAAGGCAGCGUGCAGGAACAUUUUGACUUUCAUAGGGACCCCUAUCGCAGGGGGUAUGCUCAGCCCGACGGCCCGAGUCUUCAAGUCUCCGACAAGCAGCAGGAUGUGCAAUAUCCAUCAAGGGAGCAGACAUUCAAAAUAAGCAACGAACUACAAGCGCACAUAUUAAAGCUGUACGCCGCUAUCGGGCAACGACUACGGCAUCCGAACCGAAUUGCGCUUGAAACAAUUUACAAACUCUACCGCCAGUUGCCAGAGCCGCGCAUGCUGUAUCUCACCUGGCAAUGGCGGAGCAGGCUUUUGAAAGUAAUGGGGACCCCCCCCAAAAGAGACAUGGAAUCCAUGUUGCGCUACUUUGCUCUGGUCGCGGAUGUCAAGAAUGCUGGUCUCACCUUGCGGCGUACACAAUGGAAUUUUGCCCUGGCCUUUGCAACCAAGUACGCAUCACGGCCCACGGGGCAAGAGAUGGAAUCGGCUCUCCGAUUAUGGCGAGAGAUGGAAAAGAAGGCCAAUGUCAUGGGCAACGAUGUUACGUUUAACAUUCUCUUCGAUGUGGCCGCCAAGGCAGGAAACUUUGCGCUUGCCGACAUGAUUUACAAAGAAAUGGAGAGCCGAGGAAUCGAGUUUAACCGAUACCACCAUGUCAGUCUCAUCCAUUACUUUGGACUGCGACUCGACUCUGGCGGUGUUCGAGCUGCCUACAAGGAAACGGUGGACUCUGGAGAAAUGAUAGACUCCACUGUCUUGAAUUGCGUCAUAUCCGGGCUCUUGCGGUGUGGAGAGGAGGCUGCAGCCGAGGAAACCUACGAGCAAAUGAAAAAAUCCCACAAUCUGGCAACGAACAUGCCUCAGAGAGACUACAUGAUGAACAAAGUCGUCACCAGAGUCUUGAUGAUGUUUUCCAAGGUCGGGAAGCAGCAUCCCCAACUCAAGGAGUCUCUCCAGACCAACAUUCGACUGGCGCCGGACCAGCAUACGUACAAGCUCCUGAUCCAACAUUAUGCCAUUCGAGUUGGGAACUUGGCAAAAGUGGCACAAUAUCUCGACGAGAUGAAGCGAUUCAAUAUUUCAGUACAUCCUACCAUUUUUCUUGCCUUGUUCAAGGGAUUCUAUCUCCAUGGUGGCUUUCCGAACUCAGAUUGGAGCGAGCAGCGUUUGACUGCAGUUUUGACGUCGCUGUACCAAGCCAAGACCGUCCAAGAGGAAGCAUUCCGCAUUGAACAGUGGCUUGUCAUUUGGGCUUUGAGAGCUACGAAAAAAUGCUCGUCGAAUGAAGCAGUCCUCGAGACCUUUGGCACCUUGGCUCAGUGUUGGGAUAUCAAAGGCGAACGGCAGCAAUUCUUGCAUGCCAUUGUGGAAAAUAUUUUGCAGGACAAAGACAACAAGUCCAUGUUAUGA